AUGCACCUCUCGCCUCACACCGCACUGCACCUUGGCCACUGCACCGCACCCACAGCACCCACACUGCACUGCACUGCACUGCACCGCACCGCACCGCACCUUGCACCUCGCGCCGCACCUUGCACCUCGCGCCGCACCUUGCACCUCACCUCGUGCCUUGCACCUCACCUUGCGCCACAACUCAGGGUGCACCUUGCGCGGCGCCUCGCAUCGCACCCGCACCCCGCGCCCCGCGCCUUGCACCGCACCCCGCACCCCGCACCCCGCACCCCGCACCCCGCGCCCCGCGCCCCGCGCCCCUCACCCCUUGCACCUGCACCUGCACCUAUCACUUUGAUUGGCACCCCACUGGCCCCUACACCUAACAACUCAUCCAGGAGGAGCAGCCCUUCGCUCUCCGCCUCCCACUCAUCCGCGUCCUCCGGUCCCAGCCAUACCUGGUCUUCGCUCGUGUCUUGGAACGUGUUCUACACCGGCACCAUCGAGAAGUUCGACGAGAAUGUAUUCGAGAGCGCGGGCUUCCCGCCUUGGGGCGCGGGAGGGUCCACCAUCAAAGUUUCCGUCGACAAAUCGGACUCUACCGGCAUGUUUAUGGAAUACUACUUCGGCCUGUCCGUCCUAUCCUUGGAAAUCCAGGACGGGCAGAUGAUUAUUCCGGAGGGAGUUCAAGAUGUGGUAUUCACCAGAGUGGUGUCUGAGAAGCCCACAGAGGGCAAGCCGCCUAGCGACGAGACGAUCAGGAGCGGGUUAGUGGUUAUUGAUUUUGGGCUGCCUGCUGACGCGAAGUAUGAGUCGCCCAUGGAGAUCCUUGCCUAG
This is a messenger RNA of Gloeophyllum trabeum ATCC 11539, 816 nucleotides long. RefSeq lists its product as uncharacterized. Bases 1 to 816 code for a protein of 271 amino acids. The record is from RefSeq and is a predicted model, not a curated record. The transcript has 4 exons. NCBI's taxonomy places the organism in Eukaryota, Fungi, Basidiomycota, Agaricomycetes, Gloeophyllales, Gloeophyllaceae.